Molecule: messenger RNA, 1910 nt
Organism: Volvox carteri f. nagariensis
Lineage: Eukaryota; Viridiplantae; Chlorophyta; Chlorophyceae; Chlamydomonadales; Volvocaceae
Exons: 6
Coding region: 1-1245 (414 amino acids)
Biological process (GO): chlorophyll catabolic process; PSII associated light-harvesting complex II catabolic process
Molecular function (GO): chlorophyll(ide) b reductase activity
Source: RefSeq, a predicted model, not a curated record
AUGGUCAUGUUUACAAUUGCUGACGUAUCCAAAGGCGCCACGGACGAAGACAUGGAUGCGCCGUCAACUUCUGGCCGGACCCUGAUAAGGCAGCUCCUGCGAGGACCGCGUCCGGAGCUUUUCCAAGCUCAUCCCAAAAUCCGGCAGCUGCAUCAUAUUUUGCGCGGCAAUCACAGUCAUCUGCGCGGCUUAGAGCGACCACUUGGUACUGUCUUCCUGCCCGCCUACAUUUGGGGCGCCGUGUCCUCCUUGCUGGGCCUCCACUUCGCGCUGCCCGCGGUGUCCGGUGCCGCUGUGGGCGGCCUCUUCGCCGCCGUCAACCGCUUUUGCAACCGCCGCGUGUGGCCCUCACCCCGCCAGCCCAUCACGGUGGUCAUUACGGGGGGGUCUCGGGGCCUAGGUAAGGCCCUGGCGCGAGAGUUCCUGGCCGCGGGGGACCGAGUGGUGGGUGUGGCGUGUGAUGUCAGCGACCCGGCGGGGCUAGCGGCGGUGGAGGUGGCGGCGGUGGCGGCGUUUGGUCAGGUGGACGCCUGGGUCAACAACGCCGGCUACUCAGGCGCCUUCCAGGUGCUGCUGGAUCAGCGGGACGAGCAAAUUGAGCAGGUGGUGCGCACCAACCUCCUCGGCACGCUGUUGAGCACCCGGCAAGCCAUCAGCUUGUUCAGUCGGCAGCCAGGGGGCGGCCACGUCUUCAACGUGGACGGCGCGGGUGCGGACGGCUUCCCCACGCCCAACUACGCGGCGUACGGCGCCACCAAGGCAGGUGUAACCCACCUCACAGCCACGCUGCAACGGGAGCUGGAGGGUACGGCUGUACGACUGCAUACCGUGUCGCCGGGCAUGAUUCUGACGGAUCUGUUGUUGGAGGGGGCUACGGCCGCCAACAAACAGGCCUUCAACAUCCUGUGCGAGCACCCAGAGACGGUGGCCGCAUUUCUGGUCCCCAGGAUUAAGUCCGCGGUGGCGCGGGACGUCUCCGGCACCUACACGCGCUACCUGACCCCCACCUCCGCGCUCUUGCGGCUCGCCACGGCGCCCUCGCGUCUGGGGCGCUUCUUCGACGGCUCCGGACAGCCCGUCUACCCAAGCGAGAGGGACCGCAUCCUGGGUCGACAUGCCAAGGUGACGGCGCGGCUCCAGGCGGCGGCGCGGCGGCAGAACGGCGGCCUGGCGCUGGCGUAUAACUUGUCCGUACUGGCGGGAGUGUUGGUGAUGCUGGCGGAGGCGCCGGUGCUGCGGGGCUGAGCGAAGAGGCGGAGGCGGGGAGUUCAGCUGGUAAUGGUCUGUUGUUGCGAUCUUUGCGAGCGGGUGGAGGUGGCGGAGGUACCAGUGACGAUGCCGGGCGAAACCGCUUAAGCGGCGGCAUAUUGCCGCUGCCGGCGCCGCCGCCUCCACCCCUCCCCGCCGCAGCCAGUGGCCCUUUUGAACCAUCAAAGCUACCAUUCAUCAUAAGUUACAAGUUCCGCAUGCAAGUGCGGGUGUUUUGUCCGUUAAAGCCGGGGGGCCCAUGGACGAAUCAUUCGUAAGUGAGGGCGGGGAGCUUGAGAGAGAGAGAGAGAUUUCUUCGGAAGACGAUUUUUGGGCCGAUCGAGUGAGGGGUAGUGGUAGCGAUAGGGGCAGGGGGUAAGGGGAGGGAGAGGGAGAGGGAGGAGGGGGCAGGUCAGGUCUUCUGGCUCGAGUGAAGUCGACAGCUAACCGGGCUUUGUGACGGGGGCUAGCUGGCAGCACCAGCUAGCGGUUGGUUCGCUGGCCGGUCCGGUACCUUCCGCGGUGUGACAGACAGACAGACGGAUGGAUGGAUCCCCGGGGCUGCUGGCGGGCGGACAGCCUAGUUAGCGGGCAAGUGGGGGGUUCUAAGUGGCACGCGCCACGUGGCGUUUACCGGUGUAUUGCUUGGCGUCGAAACCGAU